Vicia villosa (hairy vetch) is the source of this 1704-nucleotide messenger RNA. RefSeq lists its product as uncharacterized. The transcript has 2 exons. Lineage: Eukaryota; Viridiplantae; Streptophyta; Magnoliopsida; Fabales; Fabaceae. The coding region runs from base 1 to 1704 and encodes 567 amino acids. The record is from RefSeq and is a predicted model, not a curated record.
AUGGCAGAUAGAAUUACUGCAGUUGAGGAACGCUUGGGACGUGUGGAAACCAGUAUUGAGGAAUUGCGUACUUUCCUUGCUGCGGAAAUUCAACGAGCGAUAGCGAAUCGUGGAUCACCUCAAACAAGCGGUGAAACGGUUACCUCACCGUUGGAUGAGUUUCGUUUGUCCGUAAAGAAGGUGGAGCUGCCAGUGUUUACCGGCGACGAUCCGGUGGCAUGGAUCACUCGUGCUGAGACAUACUUUGAAGUACAACGAAUCUCUCGGGAUGUUCGUAUUCAGUUGACAAAGUUGAGCAUGGAAGGCCCAACUAUCCAUUGGUUUAACCUAUGGCAUGAUUCAACAGAGGAAUUGUCAUGGGAGAACCUCUGUGAAGCAAUGAUGGCGAGAUUUGGAGGAGGUCGUUUCGAGAACCCGUUCGAAGAACUCAAGGAUUUGAAGCAAUCUGAGACGGUGGAGGAUUACAUCGCCGAAUUUGAAUUGUGUUCCUCUCAGUGUGAAAGGUUACCAGAACAACAAUUUCUGGGCUAUUUUAUUGGUGGUUUACGUCACGAUAUCCGUUCUCGAGUCAUGGAUCUGGUUCACAUUACAAAUCGUGUCAUGGCUCUUGGACAAAAUCUCAAAAACCUAAUUGGGCUUUUCGCGAAGGGGAAGGAAAAAGGUUCUGCAAUUCAGACCCAGACUAAUAACUAUUUGGGAAAAACGCGUACUGGUUCGGGUUCUGGAUCUCAAACCGAGUCAACACGACCUACUAAUUCUACAACAUCUUCUCGCCCAAAUUUAGGGGGCAAUUUGCGCCGUCAUUCUCGUGGUGUUCUCCAUCUACCAAGUGCAGAAGUUAAUGAACGUCGUGCAAAAGGACUCUGUUUUCGCUGCAACGAACAAUGGGAUCCUCUCCAUCAAUGUGCAACAAAACAGUUACGAUUGAUUAUCUUGGGAGAUGAUGAAAUUGUGAACGAUGAAGGAGAGAUUGUCGUGUUAGAGGCUGACUCAGAAGAAGAGCUCACACAAGAGGAAUUAGAAUGUAAAAUCAUGGGACUGUUUGGUGUAUCCACUAAUCCAAAUCAAGCCCAGACGAUGAAAUUGGAGGGAUGUUUACAAGGUGCAUCUAUUUUGGUUCUUAUUGACAGUGGAGCCACGCAUAAUUUCAUAUCCCCUAAGGUGGUAGAAACCCUCGGAUUGCCUAUGGUGCCUUCUAAUCCCUUGGGUGUUAAGUUAGGAGAUGGUCAUCGUGUCUUAACUAGGGGUAGAUGCAAGGGAAUUCAGUUGAACGUGGGAGCAGUGCAGAUUUGUUUUGAUGCUUAUGUGCUGGAGUUAGGAGGUGUGGAUUUGAUUUUGGGAGUUGUGUGGCUGGAAACUUUGGGAAAGAUGACCAUGGAUUGGAAAGAAAUGUCUAUGGUGUUCAACUAUAAGGGCAGUAUGGUGAAAUUACUUGGUCAGGCUGUAGAUGAUAAGAUGGCUGCAUUCCAAAGCAUUGUCACUCCUUCUCGAAUGAUAGCAGGCUGUGAAUGGCCUACCUUGAUGGAGGUGCUAGGAUCACCGGUGUCGCGAGUCUGUGAUCAUCAAAUUAAGGAGUUGGGAGGAUUAUUGGAUCGUUUUGUUAUUGUGUUUAAAGAAAUUCAGGGUCUUCCUCUGCCAAGAAACACUUGCCAUUCAAUUGAACUUUUACAGGGUGCUGGUCCGAUAAGUGUGCGGCCUUAUUAA